AUGCCCACAAUGCUCAAUGCCAUCGGACCAGACUGCAGGGUUAUGGAAACCACAGACGCCCACCCCAACCACAGUCACUGGAAGUGCAAGAACUGCGGAGACGGACAAGCCCUAUUCGCCAGAGACUGUAGAGAAUGCGGCACUGAAAUAUACAGGAAUGCUUGGGUUGUUGCAGACGGGGGACAGAUAUUUGGACAAAUGCAUCAAGUGGACCAUCUGGGUCGAGUGAUUUGGCGAUACGUGGUCAAACAUGACGGUAAUGUACCUGAGGAGACUGAACACUUUUGUGGUGAAUGUUCUAAGUGCAUGUAUACGCGCAAGUGGAAUAUCAUAUUGGGUUACGAGAAGCCUUGA
This is a messenger RNA of Fusarium graminearum PH-1, 354 nucleotides long. RefSeq lists its product as uncharacterized. The record is from RefSeq and is a predicted model, not a curated record. The transcript has a single exon. NCBI's taxonomy places the organism in Eukaryota, Fungi, Ascomycota, Sordariomycetes, Hypocreales, Nectriaceae. The coding region runs from base 1 to 354 and encodes 117 amino acids.